AUGGCCAUAAAUGGCCCCGGGCCCAUCACCCUACCACCCCGGGACGGCCUAUCACCAGGUCCACUGUCACCGCCGGCUCCCUCGACCCCGGGUUUCGGAAGGUCCUCAAACCCCUUAUCCUCAAAAGUCACUACUGUACUCUCAAAUCCGUACGCUGAUUCCGAGUUCCGGGAGUCCUUGACACUGUUGGAUGAGCGCGGCAUCGGCAACAGCGCAGAGACCCGAAGACAACUGCGGUUGGAUGUUCAGAAAGAUGUCAUUGAGAGUAAUGGCGAGAUCAUCAAAGAGUUCGGCCGCGUGGCCGAGCAAUUGAGAAGGAUUGGCACCACCAUCGACAAGCUCAAUCAGAGCUAUCAGGAGAUGAAAAGCCAUGUCACGGCAGCCCACGAUGCAACCUCUUCGACUCUUGAGGAGGCCUCAUCACUGAUGACGCAGAAAAGGAAUGUCGAGACGAAGCAACAGCUCCUGAAAGCCUUCCGCGAGCAUUUCGUUCUCUCGGAAGAUGAGAUUGCCUCCUUGACAUCGACAGUCGAAACUGUCGACGACCAUUUCUUCCUAAUAUUAGCCAAGGCAAAGCGCAUCAGAAAAGACUGCGAGGUCCUGCUCGGGUUCGAGAACCAGACGCUUGGCCUCGAGAUCAUGGAUCAGACAUCUAAAAAUCUGAACCAGGCAUUCCAGAAGUUGUAUCGCUGGAUCCAGAAGGAGUUUAAGACACUAAAUCUCGAGAACCCUCAAAUCAACUCAUCUAUUCGGCGCGCACUUCGUGUACUAGCGGAGAGACCAUCUCUGUUCCAGAGCUGUCUCGACUUCUUUGCGGAAGCCCGAGAGCAGAUCCUCUCGGACUCCUUCUACCUCGCUCUCACCGGUACAUCUGCGUCAGGGUCGAAAGACCACUCCGUCAAGCCCAUCGAGCUGGCCGCUCACGACUCUCUACGAUACGUGGGAGACAUGCUUGCAUGGGCUCACUCGGCAACGGUUAGUGAACGCGAAGCCCUCGAGGUCCUCUUCGUCUCGGACGGCAAUGAGAUCGCAAAGGGCAUGCAGGAAGGGCGCGAGAACGAGCUCUGGCAGUUCAUGGCCGACGAAGGCGACGGACCUCCCGAGUUCGAUGCGGUCAAAGCCCUCAAUGAACUCGUCGACCGUGAUGUGUCCGGCGCCGCACGCAUCCUACGACAGCGAAUCGAGCAGGUCAUCCAGACCAACGAGGAGACGAUCCUCGCCUACAAGCUCGCGAACCUGCUCAGUUUCUACCGGUUCACAUUCUCAAAACUACUAGGGGACGAGGCAGUCCUGCUGCAAUCGAUGAUAAAUCUCGAGUCUGAGGCCCUACGGCAAUUCCGCUCCCUGAUGCGCGACCACAUCGCCACCCUACAAGGCGAAUUCCAGCACACGCCCUCGGACCUUGGGCCCCCAGACUUCCUACAAAACUCACUGGAGAAGCUCACGGCAAUCAUGCAGACAUAUGACACGUCCCUCGCGUCGGAAGGUGACCGCGAAGCCGACUUCCAGCCCAUCCUGGCGGAGGCUUUCGACCCGUUCCUCGCGGGCUGCGAGAACAUGGCGCGCAAUAUCCGCGCGCCAUCCGACUCCAUCUUCCUGAUCAAUUGCCUGUUGGCAGCCAAGCAUACGCUGACGCGCUUCGACUUCGCGGCCGGCCGUGUGGCGCGUCUGCAGUCCACCAUCGACGAACACACCGCCCGGCUAGCCGAGAGCCAGUACGGCUUCUUCCGCACAGAGUCCUCGCUGUCGCCGCUGCUGGACGCCCUAGCACCCCUAAGCGACUCCAACAAGGAAGACGUGGCCAAGGUGGCCGAGCUCGACGCGGCGCAGCCCGAGGCCCUGACGCACGCCAGCCAGAACCUAGACGACUUCCUGCCGUCCGCCGUCAUGGACGCCAUGGAGAACGUCAAGCACCUGCAGGACGCGGUGCUGGCGCGCGAGGUCACCGAGGAGGCCGCGGAUCGCUUCUGCAGCGACUUCGAGCACGUCGAGGAGAUGCUCAUCUAUGCCGACGAGCUGGUAGAGCAGGAGGGACGGCGCCGGGCGGUAGACGGCCAGGAGAGGCCGAGCUUGCGGGCGCUGUUCCCCAGGACGACGGGCGAGCUCAGGGUCUUGCUCUCGUAG
Messenger RNA from Anthostomella pinea, 2124 nucleotides. Lineage: Eukaryota; Fungi; Ascomycota; Sordariomycetes; Xylariales; Xylariaceae. The record is from the annotation of a GenBank genome assembly.